UAUUCAUGUAACCAAAAAACAAAUAAAAAAUGAAAACUGCUAUAUUUUUUAUAUCCUGAAUAUAUUCAAGGACAUUUUUUUUUCCCAGAAAAUUAGCAUCGUGUCAGUUAUAUAUCCAUGUACAUUUUUUCCAGCAAAAGCAUUACUAAUCGACAGGUCUUCUUUGUGUAAGCAAUCUCGUGUUUACCUGUAUGGCCAAUUUAGGCAUCAAAAUUGUUUAGUUUUGCUGCAUUGAACUCUUGUAUGACUUGUCCUUUGUUUUCUGCAUAGACAUUUUCAUUGAAACAGCCUGAUUUUCUUACAGGGAAGUUACAUGCUAUCCUUAUUAGGUUACCUAAUAUGUAGAAUUGCCAUUUCAUAUGAAAUUUAUGACUAUAUCUGCUACGAUUUUCUUCUAUGUUCUCAAUGGAAAUUAGAAAUAUCAAAAUUUAAUGACAUCUAGUCUCACAUUUAAUUUUUAGUCUUUUACUCUUUACGGGUUGAGGGGCACCAUGCGACCUAGUAAGGUGAGAGCCAGGCGUCAGACCAUCCACCAGGUGUAAGUCAUGGAGAAAUUUUAGCUUAAGAUGCAGUCUAAUAAGUCUAAUCUUUCUGUUUCUUUCUGUCUGUACGUGAGUUUCUAGGUCUUUCCCUUUUACUCAUGUCUUGCUAGACAUUGAUUUUUCCUUCAGAUUCAUUAGUUGAAACAACGAUCUUUGAGGAAUUGAGUGUAUACAACAACAUCAUAUUUUGGUACUCUUGGAUAAUUUUGAAAAUGAGAAUCAGGGGCAGACGGAUCGUCAAACCACCUCCUCCUCUAACUAGCUCAGUUGGUUCAUCAGAAGAUCCCCCAGCACAGCAAGAUGAGCAAGAGGUUUCAUCAUUGCCCUUCAAUGGUGCUAUUUUUCUGUCCUACCAAAGAUAUCUGCAUGAUCAGUACAUUAAAGAGAACACUGCUGGAUGUGUAUCUGAAGAUAAGGUGAUCUCAGAUUCCUGUGCUGCUCAAAGGAGGGGAAGCAUCUCAAAUGCAGCUGUACCUGCCCGACAGAAUGUAAUCGUCAUAUCUUCUGAUGAUGAUGAACCUGCACUGAGGAACGAGAAGGUAGACCCGGAUGAAGUCACCAGCAGAAGGAUUCGCAGGAGAAUGGACAGCAGGGAUGUCAAUAUGGGAAGAUCUAACUGCGCACACAAUGAGAUGACUCAGGCGGGACAUGCACGCGUACGCACCUCAGUUGUGGCAAGAGCUAGGGGCAUGCACAGCCUUAUGCGCAACCUGAACCUAAUGCCUUCUCGUCCCAGAUUUGAAGAGGAGCUCAUUAAGAACGUUAAUGGUGAGGCAAAGAAUGCGCAAAGGAAAAGGUUCAGGCUUCUGAGCGAAUUCUAUGGUGUUUAGAAAAAGCUUGAGGCAGUGAGGAACCUCAUUUGGACUAGAGCAAUGGUUUUCUGAGUUGCAUGUUUUUCCGUUUCCUAGUGUUUGUUGUUUUCGUCUUAGUUUUUUGAGGAGGUUUGGGCUGUUAAACUAAAACAAUGCUUUUCUGAGUUUCAUGUUUUUCGAUUUCGUAGAGUCAUCGUUUGUCUGAGAUUUGUUAAAAUUUGGUUUUCUGA
Malus domestica (apple) is the source of this 1584-nucleotide messenger RNA. RefSeq lists its product as uncharacterized. Lineage: Eukaryota; Viridiplantae; Streptophyta; Magnoliopsida; Rosales; Rosaceae. The record is from RefSeq and is a predicted model, not a curated record.